UCCGACAUUCUCGGAAACCGUUCGGAAAUCCCUUUUAGACUGGUACUCAGGUUUAUAAUUGUCUUUCCCGUUCCAUUAACAAUUGUUGGAGUAAGGUAUCGAUUCGAAAACACAUGCGGGGAUUUCCCGUCCAGGUUCACGGUUUUAUUUACAGUUUGAUGUGCUGGGUGGAUAAACUGCACGAGUGAGCACAUUGUUUGCAUUUGCAAGACAGAUACCUUAGAUGCAAUGGACAGACUGAACAUCACUCAACUGCAGAUUGCUGCUGGGCUAACAUUUGGUAGUCUAGGACUGCUAUGGCUGUGGCGUCAACUUACACUGAGACGAGGAAGAGCGCUUUUCAAAGAUAAAGUGGUUCUCAUUACAGGAGCAAGUUCAGGACUAGGAGAAGCAUGUGCACAUGCAUUCUACAGAGAAGGGUCCAAGGUUAUAUUGUGUGCCCGGCGAGUCAAGGAGUUGGAGCGAGUCAGGAAUGACCUCAGUUCACUCAAACUGCCAAUACCCACCCAUUCUCCUUGUAUCCUGACUCUUGACCUGGAGGACUUACAAACUAUUCCUAAGAAAGCUGAAGAGGCAUUGGCUCUGCAUGGCAGGGUUGAUAUUUUGGUCAACAAUGGUGGAAUGGGAUACAGGGGGACUGUGGUGGGUACGGAGAUGUCUGUUCACCAGAAGCUCAUGAACGUCAAUUAUUUUGGCUCCGUUGCAUUGACGAAAGAACUUCUCCCAAGUAUGAUUGCUGAAAGAUCAGGCCACAUCGUUGCAGUCAGCAGUGUACAAGGAAAGAUUGCUAUUCCGUAUCGCUCAGCAUAUGCAGCAUCCAAACAUGCUAUGAAUGCAUUCUUUGAUUCACUGCGUGCUGAGGUAGCCCAGCAUAAUGUCUGUGUGACAGUCGUCAGUCCUAGCUAUAUCAAGACCAAUAUAUCCUACAAUGCAGUUACUGCAGACGGCAUGCGUCACGGAGAGCUUGAUCAUGCCAUAGCAACAGGGAUGACCACUGAUUAUGUAGUGAAGGAAAUCCUUGCGGCAAUGAUCAGGAAACAAAGUGAUCUUGUCCUGGGUCCUGUCCACCACAGACUGGCCAUCUACUUGAGGGUCUUUUCUCCGUGGCUGUAUGCUUGGAUCAUGUCACGACGAGCCCUUGGGGGUGAGGAUUAAACCCUCAGCUCUGAGGGACCAUCAGCAACAGCCAAAAAAACCAAUAAAAAUGCCCUUGACUUUCCCUUUGGAAGCAAGUUUCAAAGGUGCACCAUAUUCAUACUGCUAUUUGAAAUUGUUGUGUGACAAGGAAAAGGACAUAAGCAGCCCAGGCACGCAAAAAACACUUUUGGAGAUAAUUGAGUUGAAAAGUUUUGUGCUGCCAUUUCUAGAUUAAAAAUCACGUAAAGUUGAAAUUUUGACUGAUGACAUUCGUUAAAAAUUAGAAUAAUUUUGUGCAUUUAUAUGUCAAAAUAUUACUUAAUUGUAAAGUUAUUUCAAUUUUUACUCUUACAACCUUUUACCGGGAACUUCCCAAGCCUUAAACGUACGCUUAAGCGGCAUGUUAAAUCCUUACGUCCUUUUGCUGGGAACAAAAUUUGCUUUGCGUACCCACUUGAGGGGGAGGUUAGGGCGCUUCAAACAUUUUUUGUUACAUUAUAAUUACACUCUUACGACCUUUUGCCGGGCACAAAUAUUGAAAAACCUCCUUCCGUCUUUUGUUUACUGUUAAUUACGUCAGAAUGACGUAGCCCUUCGAGACAAUAAGUAAAUCAAAUGAAAGAUAUUUCCAAGCUCUAUGGAUUACCCACAAAAUCCGAAUUUGACCUUUUGACCCAUUUUACGCCCUUGCGACCUUCUUCCAGGCACCUAACGAAAUAAUGUGGAAAUUUAGUUUUUAUGUGUGCUGGUAGAAUACAUUGAAAUUAGAUCAUAGUGGAAUGGAAUUUGCAUGAUGUGUUCUAAAUGCAACACACAAGUACACAAAUGUGGCCAGCAUGGGCGCAUUUAUGAACAAAAAUAAUGGGUGCAGGACAUUUGCACAAUGUGUGCCUUGUUGUUAGGUUAGGGCAAACAAAACACUCAUCUUAUGAUUAAUCAUUUGGGUUUUGGGAUCAGCUUGAAUACCACACCUUUAUUGAAUACAAAUACAGAUACCUUAAAUGGCUGUACAAAAGCCGUACAUUUUGAGCUGUCUAUAGGUUUGUGCACAAACAGGUUUGCAUCAAGUAGGCUACUGGUACAGUGCAUAUGAGCGAAUUGGCCCUGUAGUGAUUUUAAAUAUCUCCAGUAAUUUUAAUUUUGUUUUACAUGUCUGGCAUCCUGAGUUUCAAAAAUUACAUGUGCAGUCCACUUCGUUUGCCCAGUCAUAAUAAACUGUUGCCAUAUCACAUGCUUAGGGCAAAGCCUUAGUCCAGCAAGCCUCCAGCUUUGGAAUUGUCUAGUGUCUGUUUUUUCCUCACCCAAUUAAACAGACUUGAACAAUUCAGUGACGCAGAUACUCAAAUUUAACUCACCAAAGGUGUGCAUUUUAGAUCACUUUCAAAUAAUUUGUUAAACUUUAAUUUUCUAGUAGGUCUUUAAACAAUAAGAAAUCCUAAAGAAUAAACACUUAACCGUUUUUUUCUUCUAUAUUCUAAGGAAUUAAUGCUUAAACUUUCUAAAAGCAAUUAAUUUCACUAGAUUAACUUCACUGAGCAGUACUGCCAAUAAAUCAUUUAGAUUACAACCUUUUCAGAUGACAAACUGUAUUUUAAAAAGGAAUGUCAUUGUAAACGAUUUGAAUGCUUGAUGGGAAAAAUCAAUAAAUGACCAAGUACAGAGUAGAUCAUGAUAAGUUAUUUAUUCAGUUAAAUUAUGUUUCAACAAUGUAUUUCAAUAUUGCAAUGUGUAUUAAUAAACAUACCUUAAUUUAAACUUCUACUGAAGAUACAUUCAAUUUAUCAUUCUGUAAAAUAAAGGUCUAUGGAUUGUGUAAAUGUCAUUUGCAGUAUGGAGAAGCAAAUGUACACAUAUUAACAUUGUGAUGAAACCCCCCCCCCCCAAAAAAAACAACCAAAACAACAGAAACAAAACUAAUUCAAGCAAUUCAGAAUACAACUGCGCAUGCGCACAAUGAUAUGGGUCACAGGUCAUUCGAGAUAAUGAAACGCUCAUCAAAGGCGCAUGAUCACGCACAAGAUGACGGUCGCACGACGCUCGCGUAACAAUGCGAAUAGAUACAAGACACU
Messenger RNA from Patiria miniata (bat star), 3206 nucleotides. RefSeq names its product dehydrogenase/reductase SDR family protein 7-like. Gene Ontology annotation, cellular component: membrane. The transcript is spliced from 7 exons. Lineage: Eukaryota; Metazoa; Echinodermata; Asteroidea; Valvatida; Asterinidae. The record is from RefSeq and is a predicted model, not a curated record. Gene Ontology annotation, molecular function: oxidoreductase activity. Bases 229 to 1155 code for a protein of 308 amino acids.